AUGGCCGCCACCAUGAAGAAAGCGGCUGCAGAAGAUGUCAAUGUUACUUUUGAAGAUCAACAGAAAAUUAACAAGUUUGCAAGAAAUACGAGCAGGAUCACAGAGCUGAAAGAAGAAAUAGAAGUGAAAAAGAAACAACUUCAGAAUUUGGAAGAUGCUUGUGAUGACAUCAUGAUGCUUGAUGAUGGUGAUUCACUUCUGAUACCCUACCAAAUUGGAGAUGUCUUCAUUAGUCAUUCCCAAGAAGAGACACAAGAGAUGCUGGAGGCGGCAAAGAAAAGUUUACAAGAAGAAAUUGAAACGUUAGAAUCUCGAGUGGAAUCAAUUCAGAGGGUGUUAUCUGACCUGAAAGUUCAGCUCUAUGCAAAGUUUGGAAAUAACAUAAAUCUUGAGGCUGAGGACAGUUAAAGGUGUUCUAAAUAUACCAUACAACUUUUCCUUGUUUUAUUAAAUGUUUUGAUAACUUUGUUUCAAUUACAUUUAAAAAUAAAUCCACCACUUUAUUUUGGUUUUUUUUACUUUCCUGUUUUAGGUUCCAUCUAUUUAAUGAGAGCUUUCUUAUUUUGGUUAUUACAGUUAUUUAUUUGUUCAGGAAAGCAUUAGCUUCGUACUGUUGGUAAAGCAUCAAGAUUGGAAUAUUUGCAUUGUUUAUUAAAGUAAU
Gavia stellata (red-throated loon) is the source of this 661-nucleotide messenger RNA. It is a transcript of the gene PFDN4, whose product is annotated as prefoldin subunit 4. Gene Ontology annotation, biological process: protein folding. NCBI's taxonomy places the organism in Eukaryota, Metazoa, Chordata, Aves, Gaviiformes, Gaviidae. Gene Ontology annotation, cellular component: prefoldin complex; cytoplasm. The transcript is spliced from 4 exons. The coding region runs from base 1 to 408 and encodes 135 amino acids. The record is from RefSeq and is a predicted model, not a curated record.